Messenger RNA from Xylaria bambusicola, 1374 nucleotides. RefSeq lists its product as uncharacterized. The record is from RefSeq and is a predicted model, not a curated record. Lineage: Eukaryota; Fungi; Ascomycota; Sordariomycetes; Xylariales; Xylariaceae. The coding region runs from base 1 to 1374 and encodes 457 amino acids. The transcript has 2 exons.
AUGUCACAACCAACACAAUCAAGGAGACCGAGGUUGACUCUCCAGACUAGGCCUGUACAUGGAUCGGGUGUCAAAUCUAGGCACACCUAUGCCAAUGUUGAUAUCAAGUCGCCGACGGCCCUCAACACACUAUCAAACGUAUAUGCUACUGCAAUCGAGAGGUCAACUCCUACUCAGACAACUCCCUUGACAGCGGUAAAACUUCAUCCGCCACUCAAAUUGAGGACUGAUGUAGACACACUCCGGAGUCAUCAGCAAAGAGUUCGCAUAUCAUCCGCACCUCGACCAGAUACCCCUUUAUCGGACAAUGCCACUUCUCCCCUUCAAAAGAUGGAAGUCGUGUGCCCAAGCACUAUGACUCCAACUCCACCAUUAUCAGCUGAGCCUGUCGACUCGGAACGCAGAGCGUUUACUUUUCCUUCCAUGGAGAUAGAUCGUCAUAUCGUGCCACUAUCACCAGGCUUGCCUCGUCGUUCUAAUACUACUCUUGGUUUUGGCUCCCUCGCGACGGCACCAUAUAGUCACAAUAGAUCCCUCCACAGCAUUCUACGCAAUUCUCCUUUACAGCCAUUCACUGCCAAGUCUCCUAGUGCGACAAGGAGGAAGUCAGUCCGGCUUCAAGAGAGAGUCUCGAGACGAGUGGGGUACGAGUCACCUUUGACCAAGAUCAUAACAACUGAAAAAUACACGAAGUCGCACAUUGACUUAUUAGCUGAGGAAGCUUCUCCAUAUACGCCAUCGCCAAGGCCAGAAGACUCUGAUAGGGUGAUUGAUCUUGCCAUGGCUUACCCGGGGGAUGAAACAAAGGAUGGUGGCCAGACCCCGGGGCCAUUCGAAGAGAUGAGGAGGAGGAUGACAAGUCUUGCCACGGAGACACCUGUCCGUUCUCCGAGAUCCGGCUCAGACGGGGUCCAUAAGCGGAAACGAAAGGAGAAGAGGCGGAAGUGGGUUUGGACAAUUGGGAAAGAGGAUGAGGAGAGUGGAAGUGGAGAAAUAGCGGCUGUCCGUGCCACGGGAGAGGCUUUCACAUUCGGAGCCACUCGCGCGACGCUCCCCGUGCCUGUUCGGAUCGAUAGGUCUGAGACACCAGAGCCCGUGACAGCUAUUAAAACCAGCGCCGAAUGGUCUGAGUCAAUAUCAGACACAUCGACUGAAACGGAAUGGGACUGUAUGGAUGUCGAUAUUGCAGAAACGAGCAGUUUACACCCGAGCGAAAUAACAUCUCAUGGUGUGGAUCUUGACAUUCAGACCCUGGUGGCGACUCACGACCUAGACUCACCCGAGUUGUUUUCGGCGAAAAGGCAACGACUCGAUCAUGACGUGACAAUUCCCCCAACUCCCGUAGAGAGUUCAGAGGUCUUUGGCGUUAGGUGA